Messenger RNA from Chelmon rostratus (copperband butterflyfish), 1416 nucleotides. RefSeq names its product serine/threonine-protein kinase pim-1-like. Gene Ontology annotation, cellular component: cytoplasm. Gene Ontology annotation, molecular function: protein serine/threonine kinase activity; ATP binding. Gene Ontology annotation, biological process: regulation of mitotic cell cycle; negative regulation of apoptotic process; protein autophosphorylation. The record is from RefSeq and is a predicted model, not a curated record. The transcript has 7 exons. Lineage: Eukaryota; Metazoa; Chordata; Actinopteri; Chaetodontiformes; Chaetodontidae. Bases 1 to 1416 code for a protein of 471 amino acids.
AUGCCGAGACAUUUAAAGAUGGAGGGAGGACAACGGAAGGUCGCUGAUGGUUCAGGAUCACCCAGGACAAAGUUCGAGGGUAGAGUCAACACCACCCGCUCCACUGGCAGCUGCAACAAUGUGCAGGAGCAUGUCAGUGUGAGGAAGAGGAGGACGGGUGAUGAUGGAGAGGUGCCCCCCAAAAGGAGGAGGUGUAGUAACCUCACCAAGCUCGCUGAACACAGUGAGGUGUCAGCGGAGGACUCAAGGAUCCGGCAGGGCAAGAGGAAGGCCAGUGCUGAUGCCGGAGCACCUGAAAAAAGAUCAAGGUGUAGCAUCGACAACAGCGACAGCACUGACCCCAGUGAGCUGUCAGUGGAGGAUGGAAGGAUCCGUCCUGGCAAGAGGAAGGCCAGUGCUGACAGUGACGCACCCGAGAAGAAGAUGAGGUGCAGCUCUGAGUCCUUCAGCCGUCCCACUAGCACCACUGAAUCCAGUGCUAAGCUGGAGAAUGUCAGUUGUGAUGACGACGGAGGGGACGUCAGUCAGGAGAGACUCUAUGAGAUGUCCUCCUUAGAAAACAUUAGCAGAGCUGAUUUUGAGGACAAGUACCGUCAGCUCGGUCCGUUGGGCGCAGGAGGCUUCGGCUCAGUGUUCACUGGCCUCCGGAAAUCAGACAAUUUACUAGUGGCCAUCAAGCACAUUCCCAGAGGGUCUGUGAGAUGUGAAAGAGUGAUGUGCAAUGGGAAGGAAUUUGACAUCGUCCUCGAGGUGUUCUUCAUGCUCAAAAUCGCAGGUCUGCCAGGAUCCACUCGAGAAUCUGCUGCUGUGUCCCUGCUGGACUGGUACCUUCGGGACCAGGAGCUGAUCCUGGUAAUGGAGAAACCAAAGGCCUCCAUGGACCUUCACAAAUAUGUGAAAUCCUGCGGAGGAUCCCUGGAUGAACAGGAGGCAAAGAUGAUCCUGAGACAGCUGGUGGACGCGGCCGUGGACAUGCACUCCAAGGGCGUCUUUCACCGGGACAUCAAGUUACAAAAUGUCCUGGUUCAGUUGGACUCGGACGUACCGAGAGUGCGAAUCAUCGACUUUGGCUGUAGCAGCUUCUCGACGGAGGACACUUACACUUCUAUUUGUGGUACCCGUGUAUACUUCCCUCCAGAGUGGUUUAAUUAUCAGGCCCACUGGGCCCGUCCCACCACUGUGUACCAGCUGGGGGCGCUCUUCUAUUCUUUGCUGAGAGGACACAAGUUUUUCACCACCUGGACCUACCACAGCGGCCGCAUUAGGAUCAACCCUGAACUGUCUACAGAUGUGAAGCUCUUGCUACUUAGGUGUCUGGCCAGUGACCCGAUGGAGCGAGCCACGCUGGAGGAGCUACAGAUGAACUCCGCCCUCAGAGAGCUCAGCCCUCCACCCGUCCUGAGGCCUCCAUCAUAA